UUGCUGAAGGAACUCCUUGGAUACACGGGCAUCAUGAUGAAAAUGAAUGGGUCCAAAUCAUGUCCAUAUUGACACACAUCCACCCGUAACAUUACCAUGUUUUAAUCAAGCAACGAAGCAACAGUUCGGGGAUGGAGAGUGACAUUUUGGACUCCUUGGAGCAGCUCGGCUAUGACGGGCCUCUGCUGGAGGAGAAGGUGCUGUUAAGAGCGGCAGAGGGAGGCCUUUCGUCCCCGGAGUAUGUGGACCUCUGUCGGUGGUUGGCGUCCAGACUGAAGCCCCUCUGUGGUUUGGAGGAGAGCAUUACAUCUGGACCAGACGACAUGGACAGCCUCCAGGUAGAGAUGAGCGGUUUGCUGAAAGAGCUGCACUGUCCCUUUGAAGGAGCUGUUUCAGGGAUCCUCCGGGGCAGCACACGGAGCACAAAAGACCACCUAAAGUUUGUCUUGUUUUUGAGCUCUGAGCUUCAGGCGGCUCAGAUUGUCGGCGCCAGAAGAGACUCUGAGAAGCACCGAGAUGAGAGUCCAGUUCAGCGGGAGCUUUCAGCCAUCUGUGAGACGCUGACGCUGCCGGAGCCUGGAGGAAGAGAGGCAGCAGAGUUUUUUUCUCAAGUAAAAAACAAGGUGGAACAUUUGCUUCAAGAACUUCCUAAAGGCUCCAUUGGUUCUCCAGUGUUCAAGAAGUCUCUGAGCAGUGAGCAGUGGGAGAAGUUGCACGGCAUCAACACGGUUCUGUCGUCGGAGUACGAGUGUCGCCGCAGGAUGCUGAUCAAGCGGCUGGACGUCACCGUUCAGUCGUUCGGCUGGUCAGACAGAGCCAAGGUGAAGGUGGACAGCAUGGCCAGAGCCUACCAGCCCAAGCGCCACUCUCUGAAGCCUCAGUCCUCGGUGGACGUGGCCGAGCUGCUGGCGGCCAGGGAGGACAUCUGCAACGUGGUGAAGACCAGCAGCGGCUCCAGCCGGGUGAACACCGCCUGCGCCGUCAACAAGGUUUUGAUGGGAAGAGUGCCGGACCGAGGAGGACGUCCCUCUGAGAUAGAACCCCCACCGGCUGAGAUGCCCCCCUGGCAGAAGAGGCAAGAUGGAGGUGGAGGAUGGGGUGGGCAUGGCAGAGGACAAGGAGGCAGGGGGGGCUGGAGUCAAGGAGGUGGAGGAGGAUGGGGAGGCGGUGGAGAAUGGAAGGGAGGAGGAUGGAACCAAGGAGGACACAACAGACAUGGAGACUAUGGAGGACAUGGAGGGAAGAGAGGACGAUACCAGUAUUAGCAUCUGCUGUGUUUUGAGUUUUCAUCUGAUCCAAAUGUAGCUCUCUACACACGCACACACCAUAAUCUAACAUAAACUCAACUCAGUUUAUAUCUGGUGGAACAAAACACUCAUUUGAUGGCAGCCAACCUUCCCUCCUAAUUUUUUAUUUUGUGUUUUAUGGACAAGUCAGCUGUUGUUACUAGGGGUGCACUGAUUGAUCGGCCCUGAUUUCCUAAUUUUAUGUGAUCGGCCGAUACUUACAUGUGAAGCCGAUCUAAUCCAUCAAUCUUAUCUACCUCCACAUCUGCAGUAGGAGGCCUGAUUUAAACUAUUAAAUUCAAUUAUAAAUUAACAAAGCUCUAAACUUCUCAUUUUAUUUGAGAGCACUACCUCAUGUGCAGUUGGAACAAGUUUGUAUUGUUCAGUGUUUCCCAAUGAAAUAAGGUUGAAGGUGUUGAAGGUGACAAUGAAAAUUGGUAUCUGCCGGAACUGGAUUCAGCAAGUCAGGCUUUUUAGAGAUCGAUGAUCGGCCAGAAAACUGCAAUCAGUGCAUCUCUAGUCAUUACGAGAUCACAGGUAAUAAGCGGGUUCAAUUAAACUAAUGUAAUGUAGCUCCAAUUGGGAGCUACGGGUCGACAAACAAGACUUGUAGGACAGCUUUUCUGGAAAUUGUGUUUUACUUUGUUCUUUAGCAACACAGGCCUGGGAAACUGAUCGUGGAAUGCUUCAAGAUGCUAACUGUGUUUUACGUUUGACAACAAACUACGUAUUUUUAACUGUGAACACCUGAAGUAUUAGAGCGGGUGGAUCAGAGGAUGACUAUGAUCAAAUCUGCAGUGCUGGUUAAAAGUUACACCUGUUUUGCUCUUAACGUAAUAUCGGUUUUGGAUUUUUAAGUAUGAUUUUUAAUUGUUCUUCAUUUGCAUUUACACAACAAAUUCUAAGAAUUAGGUGCACAAGUUUGAAUUUAUGGUGGACGUUAUUGAAUCUACAUUUACACACAGACUCAAAUGUACAUGGAUGCCCUCUAAAUGUUUAGCUAAAUGUAACUCCAGUAGAGUUUUUCGACAAGCGUCUGCCAUAAUUCUGGUUGGUUUUUGACUCGAUUCUUGUAGAUUUAAACCUAGGCAACACAUUUUCAGUAGCUUUAAUUUGUGUUCAUUUCAAUACACUAACAAAAUGAAAUCAAUCAUUUUGACCAUUUGUGGAUUGGUGAAAAAGAAAAGUUUAUUCUUGCUAUUAAAAUGUUUAUUCGGCCCACCUCUGAGAGCAAACAAAUAAAGCAUAAAAAAAAACAAAUGUGAGUAUUUGAAUUAGCAUGAUGUGACUGUAAACGUCUGACCUGCACUGUAAAUGUGGCCAGUCCUGGUAAAACUCAUAGACAAGGUGAAGAGAACAAGAAGUAAAAUUGCAAGCUGUUGGAAAAGGUUGACCACAGUGAGAGGGCUUCAUUACCGUAAAUAUCUGAACAGAAAAUUGUAAAUUUCGUCAAUUUUUCUGCAUAAUUUCACAUGGAAAAAAGGAGAGCUCCUCUUAAAUUUGUAUUAUAUUUUAAACUGAAAACAACCAGCAGUGCUGUGAAUGUUCUACCUAGAGUAGAUAGGAGCCCUCGCAUCGGAUUUAAAUGAAUAAAAGCCUCCAUCAGUCUCCACAAAAUGGACUGAACAUCAACAGCUUGACGCAAAAACAACUUAUUUCAAUACUUUUACUUUUAUCGGCAACAGCAUGUUGGCUUUAAUACAUAUAGUUUAUAAACAUUUUUACAAUAUUUAAUUGGAGCAGAAUUUACAACGACAAAAAUACCUGUACACGGUUGAACCUUUACACUAUAGUUUUAAUUCUUAAAAAAGAAAAAUCUGAAGCAUUUAGCUCAUAUCGUCAUGUCUUAGAAAAACUUGUCAACAACAAUCAAGCUACCUGAAUAAAUUGACUUAAAUUUUUUGUUGUUGUUCCAGAGAGUCCGUAAACAUUUCUGUGCAGUUUAAACUCUUUAUUGCUUUAAUAAUCGCAGUGAGGAAUAAACGUGGGGCGACUCCAGUCGGUGCGGUGUGUGAGGAGAGCAGAACACCGGAACCGGAGACGCUCCGUUCAGCCGAACCAGCUCACUGCUGCGCGUCGUCUCAUUUAUACAGGAAAAAAAAUAAAUAAAACCACGUUUUAUUCGUAUCUCCUUCACAAAAUGCUUUAUCACUUCAAUAAAUUACACUCAUUCAGAAGCAUGUCCUUCUUGGCUUUCCAAAAUACAAAAAAAAGUUCCGCCUUCCCAUUUUAUAAGGCACUUUUUAAUAGCUUAGACAGUGUAUUGAUUUGAUUUUAGUUGCAGCAAACAGUAAAUCUUUAAAUACAAACUCCAAUUGUUAGAAACCCAUAAAUAAAUAAAACUCCCCCAUUCCCUCCAAUAGAAAAUAAAAAUUAGCACUUUACUCUUCGUUCCAGUUCUCAUCUGUCCAGUGUUUCACAAAGUCCAGUCCUCACUGUCCCUCUUACAGCAGGUGUGUGGCUUUAGAGCUCCUCCGAGGUAAAGUAGAUUUUGUUGAAACACUGCAGAUGCAUUUUUUUUUAUGCAAACAGCCUGAUUUAUU
Molecule: messenger RNA, 3829 nt
Organism: Gambusia affinis (western mosquitofish)
Lineage: Eukaryota; Metazoa; Chordata; Actinopteri; Cyprinodontiformes; Poeciliidae
Gene: tslig3b
Product: family with sequence similarity 98 member B
Exons: 8
Coding region: 132-1265 (377 amino acids)
Cellular component (GO): tRNA-splicing ligase complex
Source: RefSeq, a predicted model, not a curated record